Molecule: messenger RNA, 4276 nt
Organism: Trichophyton rubrum CBS 118892
Lineage: Eukaryota; Fungi; Ascomycota; Eurotiomycetes; Onygenales; Arthrodermataceae
Exons: 1
Coding region: 1405-2583 (392 amino acids)
Biological process (GO): regulation of transcription by RNA polymerase II; chromatin remodeling
Cellular component (GO): nucleus; SAGA-type complex
Molecular function (GO): chromatin binding; transcription coactivator activity; protein binding
Source: RefSeq, a predicted model, not a curated record
GGGAUUGCUCCUCUCUUUUCUUUUUCCUGCCUGUUUUUAGGCAGUGUUAGCAUGCAGACGGGCCAGUGAGAGGUUGGUGAUGAGGGCGAUUUAGCCGCCUGGGGACCGUCGUAGUGGUAGCUCGUUCGAACUAGUUAUGCUCUGCCAUCCAGAUUAUUACGGAUAAGCAAGAGUGCCGAUAAUAAUACUCUGGAUCAAUACGCAGGACGGAGGCAGGUCAAUGGUGUCAUUUAUGGCUAGGAUAGAACCAGUCAAUGAGAGAGUAUCAGGAAAUCCAUGGUUUGCCUCAAUGGGAGAACCAGACCUCUCAACAAUAAUAAAGGAAGGACUCUACCGGCUAUUUAAACCAGCCACUUUCCGCCCUCCUAAGCCUCUUCUUCCUCCCUUCUCCUUCUCCUCUUUCUCACCUUCUCGCUCACCGUCUUCUGCUGCCUUCAAUUCCCUCGGCCAGGCAACAGGCAAGAAAACAGCCUUUCUCCGCCGUAUCGAUAACGACUUACCGCGCGACCGUCUGAUCAAACCCGCAAACUCCAACCAAUUCACCCGCUGCUCUCCCGCUAGCAAACACGAACCCAUCUCCCACGGCCGGCGAACGACAAAAGAAGCAACUUUCCCGCCUCAGCGAAGAGAAAAGAAACAAGGAGAAGAAGCAAGACUGUCUCUCUCCCUCUCUGUCUCUGUCGCUGCGCUGCUCUGCUCUGCUCUGCUUUUCUGUUAUUUUAUCUGUGUUCGUCACAGAAAAAGCAAAGAAAGGAGGCUAAGCCUCUGUAUUGCAAAUACGGCGCCCUUGUAAUUUUGCAAUACGGCGGCCUUCGCCUGCGCUGCGCUGCGCUCCCCACCCAGUCAUCAGUCAUCUUCAUCAAAGGUCACCAGUCACUGGUCACUCGCUGGGUCGACAAAAGUCCCAGCUUAUAAAGUCUCCGUUCUCCGUCUCCCUCGCACCGUCUGCCGCUUAGCCUCCUCUUAUUCUCCUCAGUCUUUCUGUCCCUUCGAAGAGCGAGUGCGCAGGCCCGGACUUUACAGCCAGCUUAUCCCCGUAACGCCCUCGCCACGACCACACGAGACCCGUCCGAAAGGGGACUAGCGCCAUCUGACAAAUCCUCGCCUUCCGUCACUGCCAAGCAAACCUUUUCCAUUGACUUCCACCUGCCCUGGGUCGGGCUGCCGUCCAUCUGACCGUUGGGGGAGGAGAACAUAUAAUAUAAUCUACAUCUCUCUCCAUCACUCGCGCAUCUCUCCUUCGCUCCUCCAUCCACCGUCCUUCAUCCAUCGUCGUCCGCAUCCCAUCAGCUGACAUACCAUCGAAUUUAAACGAGUCGAUUCGUCGUCCAUUCGAACUAGGCAGCAUCACCGUUCAAUCAAAAAACCAUAGUCGAGUACCGCAGGCAGCAACCAAAUCGACGCAUGCAGAACAAGGGCAUGCACAACAUGAAUCGCUUACCCUCUGUCGCCAGCCUGAUGUCUCCUCCAGAGGCAAAGCCCCACGACUCCUUCAGCCGAACCCUCUCUCCCUCCGUCCCACAGCAAUCCUCCUUCGACAGAGAUAACAAACUACCUCCAAUCUCAGACGAUCGCAAAAGAAAGCAGUCCGAGAUGAUGGAUCUGCCAUCGCCACCCGUCACACCUUAUGUCGAGAGCAAGAAGCAGCGAACAAACGAUGAUGAGCCGGUUGAUAGACAGGGUGGCACGGUCGGCAGCAGCAUCAAUAACCGGGAUCCUGUCCUCUUCCCUCGCUCAGACGAGAGUUCUACCGCCAUACCCAAUGAUGAGCCACUCUUCGCUUCAGACGAGGCCACAGUUGCAGAUAUCGACCAGCACAUCGCCGCCAGCUCAUACAAACUCAAGGUCUCCAAGGAAAACCUGCCCAGCCGUCGAGAGUAUCUCUACUUCUGGUCCUGGGUCACCACCCAGUACAAUUCAAACCCAGCAGCAUAUGCCAGGGACGAGCGUGCCCGUUUAGAUCGCCAGAUGUCCGAGAUGAAACAGUAUCGACCCAUUGCACGGCCAUCAACGCAAACGAAACUCAAGACCUUGGCACCUGCUCCUGCAACGAGACGUAGGCCUAGCAGCAGCUCCUCUCCCUCUUCCAACGAGGUAUCCAGGCCUGUUCGUCCACCACGGGCUAGACGCAGCCCCAAGUCGACUCCCAAGACCAAAGCCCGGGACUCAUUCGAUCCUCUGCCCAAGCCAACCCGUGUAAUCGGCGCCAACCGUGAUGAGACAGACUACCGCAUGCUGCCCAACUUCUGUCCACCCAUUGAGACUCUCCGCGGUAACACCAAGGGUCUCAAGGCCGACUGGAAGGGUCAAUUGCUCGAUCUCUCGGCAGACCCAGACCGCGACGCUCUUGAUCCCGCUGAGAUCAGUCUUGCUUCUACUCUACGUCUCUCCUGCGCUAGCUACCUCGCUAGUAAGCGUCGCAUCUUUGAGGCAAGAGUCAACGCUUUGAGAGCCGGCAAAGAGUUCCGCAAAACCGACGCUCAGCAGGCCUGUAAGAUUGACGUUAACAAGGCCAGCAAGCUCUGGACCGCAUACGAGAGAGUUGGGUGGUUGGCCGAAGAGCAUUUCCGCCAGUACGUCUAAGGCGCGCAAUAGCAAUAGCAACAGCAAUGACAUCACGAACUUGGACUUGACUUGCUUGCUACUUUCUUCAGAUUGACCUCUGACUGAUUCGGCCUGUUUAUUUUGCUUCCUAUUCAGCAUUUUGAUCGGUUUUGAGACACGAAAUUGAACACCUCCAAUACCCCCAUUCAUUCAUCGCGCGUUUUUGCUACUUACUAUUUCACGACCCGGCGACGCGCCUUUUAUUGCCCGUUCUUCUCUUCAUCCUGCACUUAUUCACCUUUUAAUACCAGAAUGACUUCCAAUCAUGACCCAACGGCGUUUGGCUUGCUUGUGUUCUCCUUGCUUUUUAUUCGCGGUUGCGCAGGUCGAAGAUGAAGAUGAGAUGUUGCGUUAAAGUUUUUCUCUUUUCUUCUUGACCCGGUGUGCGGCUCUGGGGGGAUGGCCUUAGCUGGACUAACGUUUCCCCGACCCACCUUGCUCCGAUGACCUUAACGGACUGGAACCUUACAUCGACGACGACGACAACUGCCUGCCACUCUUAGUGCGCUCGAGGUUACGCACAACAGCCUCCAAUGUCGAGAUAUCAACGUCGAUGAAACUAGCCACCACACCGGAUCAUUGCUUGUCUCAUCUUCUUCUCAUGACCUCCCUGCUUUUCUUAUCUCCUUGACUGUGAUCCUCAUGUCUGGCCAUUUCAUGGCAGAGCUUUUUCUUUCAACAUCAUGUAGCCAUCUUUCUUUUUGCUUCAGCCGUCGCCUCUACUUCUUUCCAGCACAGCACUUACAGCACAGAAUACCACGUUGCUCCUUGUUUAUAUUUUUCGCGCUUCUUUUAACACACGCAUUGCAAUGGCAAACGGGGAACUAGCAUCAUAUCAUUCUCAUUGGGAGGAAGAUAACGGGAAUCGGAUCGGUGGUCUGGUAUUGGGUGGUUGCUAUCUGUUUUUCUUGCCUUUUCUUUCCCCCUUUGUUUGUCUCUCCCCCUUUUUUGCGUUUUGUUUUAUCAAUUAUCCAUCGAAUUAUCAUCACAUAGCAGGCAAGCAAGACAAGACAAGAAUUACUAUUUCCUUUUCAUUUGACAUAACUUUUCAUAUUUCCUUCUCCUUCCUCUUCAGGUCAUUAUCUAGGGCAUUGCAUUUGUUAACCUGUUUGCUCCAUAUAAUAAUACAAUUCUCCAUACAAUACACACAAUCAAUAAACACAAGCGGCGCAUUCUAGAUUCAAGUAAUCUAUUCACCCUUCUCAACAAUAACAACAAUGGCUAAUCACCGAAGAUUCACCCCAUUUCAUCCCAUUGACAGCCGGGCAUUUUUGGAUAGCCUGUCUUCCUGUUUAGAGUACAUGCGGAGAUACACUUAUUGAUCUGCAAUGCAGAAAAAAUACCACUUGAAAACGGCGACUAAACGGCGCAGCAUAUACCCAUAAACCUACACAGCCUAAUAAGCCACUGACUUUUCCCAUCCUUCCACAGACUCAAUUCUAGCCUCGUCGAAUCGCCUCGUUCUGUCUCGCCUUCAACUUCGCCCUGGAGCAAACCUAUUAAUAGAUAUAACCUCGGGUUUAUAUAAGCAACUCACACACGUAAUCCAAGGCUUAGCAGUGACUGGGCAUCAGGAUGCAAACAGUGCAAACAUGACCGGGUUUGUUCGUCCUUCCCUUUAGUGCGGCCCCUUUGGGAACAAAUCUUUGGAGCGACUGCAAGACGGACGGUU